AUGUCGCAGUCAGAAACAACACAUUCGACCAUCUCCCAAAGGGCACAGAGCGCCCUAGUAGCAGGCUCAAAGAACCUGAUGUGGGACGUGGUGAACGACCUAUGUUUCCUCAACCGGCAACUCGACUUGCCUGCUAAACUACUCACGUAUAAUGAUGGCCCUACUGGGUCAGCAAGAGUAAAACGUGCUGUGUCCGCUUUUAUCAACCGGCAUUUUCGCCCCUUGCAUGCGGUGGAGCCCAGUCAUCUGUUCAUUACCAACGGUGUUUCGUCGGCAAUUGAGCACAUGUCUUGGGCGAUAACGGAACCUGGUGAGGGGAUUCUUCUGGGAAGACCGUACUAUGGGACGUUCAUACCGGAUAUUUCACUGCGACCUGGAGCAACGGUUAUCCCUGUGAGCUUCGAUGACUGUGAUCCGUUCAGUUUGGAGGCCGUCCAGAAGUAUGAACAGGCACUGUUGAGUUUUCAGGAGACGACAGGACGGAAGGUAAAGGGACUGGCACUCUGUCAUCCUCAUAAUCCACUGGGACGAUGUUACCCCAGACAUGUGCUUGUGAAGUUGAUGGAACUCUGCCAGAAAUACCAGAUGCACUUUAUUAGUGACGAGAUAUAUGCGUUGUCCGUGUGGACGAAUACCGUCGACGAGAGUCCGAAGCCUGUCGAUUUCGAAUCCUCCCUUUCACUCGAUCUGACAGGCAUCAUUGAUCCCCAGCUCGUUCAUAUCCUAUGGGGCGUAAGCAAGGACUUUGGUGCGAAUGGUCUCCGACUGGGCGUGAUCAUCUCACAAGCCAAUCGUGACAUGCUAAUGGCAUUACGAAAUGUUGGCCUAUAUUCUUAUGUAUCGGGGGUCUCGGAACAUCUGGUAUCUCUCCUCCUUGAGGAUGUCGAUUUCACAGAUGAAUAUAUCCGGUUAAACCGCGAGAAGCUCUCGGAGAAUUAUUCUUUUGUUGCGAAGCAGCUCAAGAGCAACGGGAUCGAGUAUUCGACUGGAGCCAAUGCUGCAUUCUUUAUUUGGAUGAAUCUGGGGAAGAAGUACCGCGAACUCCACCCUGAGGUCAAGGGCGAUGAGGAUGUUAGCGAAACGGUCAUGGAACUGUUAUUGCAGAAGAAAGUCUUCUUAGCUAGCGGCUCAUUGUUCGGCUCGGAGCAUGGCGGGUGGUAUAGAAUUGUCUUCUCACAGCCCCAAGAGUAUCUGAGCGAGGCUGUGCGAAGAAUUAUGGCCGCACUAGAGGCCUAA
Molecule: messenger RNA, 1236 nt
Organism: Aspergillus nomiae NRRL 13137
Lineage: Eukaryota; Fungi; Ascomycota; Eurotiomycetes; Eurotiales; Aspergillaceae
Product: putative aminotransferase
Exons: 2
Coding region: 1-1236 (411 amino acids)
Biological process (GO): biosynthetic process; amino acid metabolic process
Molecular function (GO): transaminase activity; pyridoxal phosphate binding
Source: RefSeq, a predicted model, not a curated record